CUGCCUGCUUCCUCUCAGCCUCUCACGCCGGACCAGCCUCCACACAACGUCUGUGUGUGUGCAUCCCGACCCACGCUGCACCUCGGAACUCCUCGGACUGAAGAGAAAUAAAAAAAAAGAGAAAUCAAAAAAAAAAAAAGCAAAGAUGGAGAAAAAGAGCGAGAUCAACGGCCACGCCAUGCCCAGCUCGGCGUCCACAGACCGGAUCGUGCAGCAGGAGAAGAGCGCCCGGAGGAGCUGCUCGGAGAAGCUGACGGAGUUCCUGAGGAAGAACCUGCUGGUGAUCAUGACCGUGUCCGGCGUGCUGGUGGGCGUCGGGCUCGGCACGCUGGUCCGCGGCAUGGACCUCACCAAGGCGCAGAUGACCUACUUCGCCUUCCCCGGAGAGAUGCUGCUGCGGAUGCUGAAGAUGAUCAUCCUGCCCCUGGUCGUCUGCAGCCUGGUGUCCGGCGCCGCCAGCCUGGACACCCGCUCCCUGGGCAAACUGGGGGGCAUUGCGGUCGCCUACUUCCUGGGGACCACGCUGAUAGCCUCCGGGAUCGGGGUGGCGCUGGCCUUCAUCAUCAAGCCCGGCGUGGGUGCGGGGUCCCUGAGCCUGGGGCUGGAGACCGUCAGCAACGACAAGGAGACCGCAGACUCGUUCCUGGAUCUGGCCAGGAAUUUAUUCCCAGCGAACUUGGUGGCUGCUGCUUUCCGUUCUUAUGCCACUGACUACAAGAUGGUUGCCGUAGGGAACGACACCAAUGGGACAACCCUUUAUCAAAAGGUCCCCUUUGGUACCGAAACAGAUGGCAUGAACAUCCUAGGUCUGGUGUUAUUUGCCAUGGUGUUCGGCGUGGCGCUGAGGAAGCUGGGAGAGGAGGGGGAAGAACUCAUCCGGUUCUUCAAUGCUUUCAACGAGGCCACCAUGGUGCUGGUGUCCUGGAUCAUGUGGUAUAUCCCUUUUGGCAUCAUGUUCCUGGUGGGCAGUAAGAUUGUGGAGAUGGAGGAUAUGGUUAUUCUGGUCACCAGUCUGGGGAAAUACAUCUUUGCUUCAAUCCUGGGCCACAUCAUCCACGGGGGCAUCGUUCUACCCCUCAUCUACUUUGCCUUCACACGCAAGAACCCCUUCAGUUUCCUGUCGGGCCUCAUCACGCCCUUCACCACGGCCUUCGCCACCUGCUCCAGCUCAGCCACUCUACCCUCCAUGAUAAAAUGCGUGGAGGAGAACAACGGCGUGGACAAACGCAUCAGCCGCUUCAUCCUCCCCAUCGGGGCCACCGUCAACAUGGACGGGGCGGCCAUAUUCCAGUGUAUCGCGGCCGUCUUCAUCGCUCAACUCAACAAUUUUGAGCUGAACGCUGGGCAGAUUUUCACCAUCCUGGUGACAGCGACAGCCUCGAGUGUAGGAGCAGCAGGCAUCCCAGCCGGCGGCAUCAUCACCAUCGCCAUCAUCCUGGAGGCCAUCGGCCUGCCGACCAACGACCUGUCACUCAUGCUGGCUGUUGACUGGAUUGUGGAUCGCACAACCACGGUGGUGAAUGUGGAGGGUGACGCCCUGGGUGCCGGAAUCCUCCACCACAUCAACCAGCAGGAGAUGAAGAAGCAGCAGGAGCAGCAGCAGCUGGAAGGGGAGCUGGCGGAGGUCCGGGUGGAGGCGGUGGCCAACGUCCAGGCGGAGGAGGAGACUUCGCCUCUCGUCACGCACCAAACCAAAGCCUCGGCUGCCAUGCCAGAAGCCAUCGAGUCUGUCCUGUGAACUCAGCGAGACUUUUAGUUUCUUCUUGCCCCCUGACCUUUUUGACCUUUCGGUACUUCUGAUGUUGCUGCUGACGGGACACCAAUCUGAUUCGGUGUCCUUUCAAAAAAACAUGGUCACUGAUGGUUGUGCCAUAGUAACAGUCCGUCUCUGAAGCAUAGACAGUCUACAGUGUACCUUGUGGUGCUUUGUGCUUAGAAAUUCGGUCAAUUGUUCUCAAUAAGUGGGUUUCCAUUUAAGAAUUUUUACCCAGAUAAGAAUACAAAGAAUUUGUCUAAUUAUUAAUUCGGAAAGCAAUUCCUCAAUUUAGCUAAAAAGUGUUGGUUUUUUUCACUAGAAGUAUCAUUUCUUGUAUUUUUAUUUUAUUUUUUUAAUUCAUGUAAAAUACCCCUUAAACAUUCCCAUUAACGUCGUAGUUGUGUUUGUCUGGUAUGCUGUGUGAGAUGCUCACGGCCAUACGUUUGUACAUUAGAGCAUCGUCAGGCGCGUUUCUUUGUUUUUAUCUUUGGACAGCAAAUACAAAGACCAACAUUACCCGUAGAACACUAAAAACGCCAAAUGCUGUUAAGCUUUUGUCAUAACUAAAUUACACGAUUAUGGUGCAUGUUCAGAAUGAAAAAAGGACUGUUUGGGCCCAGCUUUAAGAAAAAAAUAGAUUUCUUAAUGCACAGAGUUGUUAAGAAGAUGUGCCCGGGCUUUUAUUUGCUGACCGUCAGCAGACAGUGUCAAACAUUAACCCCCUUAAAUGACUGGUUAAGAAUUUGGCCUCAUGCAACCUGUUUAUCUAUUGAAACACUGCUCCUUUUUGGUACAGCAUUUUGAACAUUGGACCAUUUCAAAUGGUGUCUUUAUAUGCAUUAUUCGUGUUAUAUCCCCCAACUUAUCCUAUUUACCCUUGAGUAAACAGAGCGUUGGGGUUAUUAAGAGAACCAUGGCUCUCUCUCCUAUAGGCUUACUAUUGAAAAAGAUCUCACAAAAAGCCAAGUGAAAACGUGAAAGGGCACAUAACUUAACCUGCCUUCGUUUCCCAGCUGAUAUCGGCAUUUUCCAAGCUUCUAAUUUUGUAAUGAUAGCAGUUUAUGGUGGCUUGACAAUUUGCUUGUUGAGUCUGUAUUGCUUGUUGAGUCUGCUACACACUGACCAUCUCAGCUAGCUAGCUACCAAAAGUUUCAAAAUAUAUCAGCAGUUUUUGAAUUGGGCUAGUAAACUCUAAAAAUGUGUGUUGGCAUCUGUCUUACUAAUUUUUUACAAAAUACGUUACACAAUCAGCUAACUAUGAUUGUUGCUCUUAUUUCUUAGCAAAUGUUUGCUUAGCAAAUAUAUCAGGUGUUUCGACUAAGUUGCCGACCUGACACUCGCGUUAGCUAGCGUUUGCUACAAACUUAACAGAUAGUUUGAGAGAUUGAUUUAUGUUGAAAAGAUCAGCUCCCAGUCAAAAACAGAACAGAUAUAUAUAUAUAUCUGUUCUGUUUUUAACCAACCUUAUAUAUAUAUAUAUAUAUAUGUCCAGUCCUGUUGGGAUAGCAAACAACAAGCUAUGUAAAUGCAACCCGCUGUUGUUGUCCAAAAGCGGAAGACCUUCAACAUGGUGGAGAGCUUUUUAAGGGCAUAGAAGGUAUAGAGGGUUACCUACAGGUUGAGAAACCUAGGCGGGUGAUGGUUAAGCACUGACCUCCAAUAGUUACGUCAAGUGUACUUGAAUAAUUACGGUUAGUCAUAAGGUUAUUGACCUUGAAUGGUUACGGUUAGGAAAUGACCUUGAAUGGUAAAGUUUAGGGAUUGAACUCAAAUGGUUAAGGUUAAGCAUUGACCUCCAAUGGUUAAGGUUAAGCAUUGAGCUCCAAUGGUUAAGGUUAAGCAUUGAGCUCCAAUGGUUAAGUUUAAGCAUUGAGCUCCAAUGGUUAAGGUAGCAAGGAUUAAGAGUUUUCCCAUGUUUUUUUCAAUUUGUGGCCUACCUUCUAGACAUGGCCCUUGAUGAGCUCACAGGAUCCUGUUAAAACAUAAGCACGGGAUAUUAUAACAGUUAAUCAAACGCUAGUUUGCAAAACUGUUUGUUCAUGAAAACACUCCAGUCUCCCUUUAUAAAGAACAGAUAUUCAAUUUACGGUUGUCAGUAAGGUCAGCAGCUCAGGAUUAAGAAAUCCCAGCAAAUCCACAAGGAAUUCACACAAAAAUCAAAGCUUCAUCAAAUGUUUACACGCAAGAACUGGACCAAAAUGCACGAUGAGUUCACAAUCCUAUUGUGCAUCAUUAUUCUUUGAUUGUUUUUUCUCUAUUUAGUUUUUCAGAGGCUUGCAUCAUCAUAAAAGCCUGCACAUAUAAGAUGUGUGUUUUUCGUAUUUUAAUUGUUUUAAAAGCUGAAGUGUGUUUCAGAACAUCCCAAGCUAUGUCACAGGCCCUGACUUUUCACCAAACCCUUUUCCUCUCCUAUUGGCCAUAUUUUUAUGCCAGAUAUUAGCUCAAUAACUGAUCUCUUACAGCUUAUUUUCAAUUCAGUCUCUGUGAUAAAUUCUAAACUGUGGUUGCUACUGUAGAUAAUGCUAAAGGGAGAAGUAAACUGCCAAAUUUCUGAUGGUUUAAAGAAAAAAAUCUCCCUUUAGGAUACACAAAUUGACUUAGAAUGAGCCUCUGCUGUCCUCUAGUGGUGGACAGGCUUUAAUGUGAAAGUAGGAAACCGAGGGUGACGUGUCUCAGAGCUUUGUUGGACCAUUUUUGUGUCUGUUUUAAACACUCGACGGUCUUCAGCUGGCUUCAUGUAAUGAAAACUGUGGUAUUAUUUCUUAUUUAUUUCAUCAAACAUUCAUGGGGAACAACUGGUGAUGUGGCUGCUCCUGUGAUGUUAUACUGUAUUUGAAGAGGUGAAGGAACAUCAUGUAUGUGAACGUGAGCUUGGUGCUGCUUUAGUUUUGUAUCAUGGCGUGUAUGUUGACACUGUCUGCCAUAAAGAGGAAGUAAACUAUUUCUUACUUUACAUUUUUAGAAUCAACAGAUUACUUUUCUAAGCUAACAACUACUCUGUUAACCUAAAGCUUUGUCACUAUAUUUUGUUGAGUAUAUCUGCUACAGUCACAUGUGAUUACACAUAAUGUACUUUAUACACAUACUUAUAUAUUUGAUAUUAAUUUAUUGUAAUUCUUUGUACUUUCUCCUUUUAACACUUUCUCCCAGUGUUUUUUUUUAAUAUGAUGUGAUUUUUAAUGAACAUUUUUGCCAGUAUUUCUGAUAAACCCAGCUGUCGCUUUGGAUAAAAGCGUCUGCUAAAUGACUGUAAUGUAAUGUAAUGGAAAAUGUAAUGUCAGCAAUGUACUUUAAUUCCUGUUGUGUUUUAUUUUAUUUUAUUUUAGGAGUAGCUGCUGCCUUGAUGUGCCAUGUCAAUGUCUAACACUGUUAACAGCUGUCUCUUUGCUGUUGGUCAUGCUGUCUGUCAAUAUUAAAAGUGAAACCGAACAUUUUUCAUGCAACCCAAA
Molecule: messenger RNA, 5205 nt
Organism: Anoplopoma fimbria (sablefish)
Lineage: Eukaryota; Metazoa; Chordata; Actinopteri; Perciformes; Anoplopomatidae
Gene: slc1a4
Product: solute carrier family 1 member 4
Exons: 8
Coding region: 146-1738 (530 amino acids)
Biological process (GO): L-glutamate transmembrane transport; L-serine transport
Cellular component (GO): plasma membrane
Molecular function (GO): L-threonine transmembrane transporter activity; L-serine transmembrane transporter activity; symporter activity
Source: RefSeq, a predicted model, not a curated record